Molecule: messenger RNA, 2307 nt
Organism: Aspergillus steynii IBT 23096
Lineage: Eukaryota; Fungi; Ascomycota; Eurotiomycetes; Eurotiales; Aspergillaceae
Product: anion exchange family protein
Exons: 5
Coding region: 176-2143 (655 amino acids)
Biological process (GO): transmembrane transport; monoatomic ion homeostasis; borate transport
Cellular component (GO): fungal-type vacuole; plasma membrane
Molecular function (GO): borate efflux transmembrane transporter activity; solute:inorganic anion antiporter activity
Source: RefSeq, a predicted model, not a curated record
GAUCGAGCAAUGCAUUUCUUCUAAUAAAUCUCCGCUUUUUUAGGAGCUCGAAGGGAUAUUUUCUCGUCGACCUGCCUGUCUUGUACAUCCCAGGCGGCUCUCAUCGUAACAAUCUGUACUGCCCCAGUCCUUUGUCAAAUCGCUUAAUCCAGUAUCCCUCCAACCGCCGUGCAACAUGCAGGAAUCCGCUCAACCGGGAGAAAUCUCAAUCUCCGGGCCUGAGUUCCACUCGAACUCCCCGGUGCCCCCGUCGUCCCACUCUCAGCGGAGACCUUGGCAGUCGCGGUCUGGAAGGGGAAAAUCCCAACCUCAUCCGCCCCAGGGUUCUACUCUCGAGAGACAGCAGUCGCGCGCAUCCACGGCUCGCACCGCAAAAUGGUGGCGCGUUCGGCUCUUCCGGGGCAUGGUCUUGGAUGUCAAGCGGAGAGCGCCGUACUAUUGGAGUGAUUGGACCGAUGCGUGGGAUUAUCGUGUUGUUCCGGCGACGGUGUACAUGUAUUUUGCGAAUAUUCUUCCUGCCCUGGCUUUCUCUUUGGAUAUGUUUGAGAAGACCCAUCAGAGCUAUGGCGUAAACGAGGUGCUCCUGGCCUCGGUGCUGGGUGCGGUGGUGUUUUCCCUCUUUGCGGCCCAGCCAUUGGUGAUUGUUGGUGUUACCGGUCCGAUCACGGUGUUUAACUACACAGUCUAUGAUAUAAUCGCUCCGCGGGGAACGCCAUACCUUGCUUUUAUGUGCUGGAUUGGAAUUUGGUCCUUGAUUAUGCACUGGGUUCUUGCGAUCACCAAUGCUUGUAACGGGCUGACGUAUGUCACACGUUUCUCCUGCGACAUUUUUGGGUUCUACGUUGCCUUCAUCUACCUACAGAAAGGGAUCCAGGUCUUGACGAGACAAUGGGGCACCGUUGGGGAGACAUCCGCUUACUUGAGCAUCAUGGUCGCCUUGCUGGUCCUCAUGAGCGGGUGGAUCUGCGGCGAACUCGGGAGCAGCAGUCUUUUCCAACGAUAUGUGCGGAAGUUUCUGGAAGACUAUGGUACCCCCUUGACCAUUGUCUUUUUUACUGGAUUCGUUCACAUUGGGCAUAUGAGGAACGUCGACGUUGCGACACUGCCUACCAGCAAAGCGUUUUUUCCGACUGCGGAUCGUGGAUGGCUGGUACAUUUCUGGGACAUUAGUGUUGGUGAUAUCUUCCUUGCAAUCCCAUUUGCGCUGCUUCUUACUAUUCUUUUCUAUUUUGACCACAACGUCUCAUCUCUUAUUGCUCAAGGAACCGAGUUUCCCCUUCGGAAACCUGCUGGGUUUCAUUGGGACUUGUGGCUGUUGGGACUCACUACAUUCGUCGCCGGUCUGCUGGGUAUCCCAUUCCCCAACGGACUUAUUCCUCAAGCCCCUUUUCACACGGCUGCCCUUUGUGUGACGCGAGACGUUGCGGAUGAGGAUGACACCAACAAGGGCAAGGCCGUCCGCAUAACCGAUCAUGUCGUCGAGCAGCGCGUCAGUAAUUUCGCCCAGGGCCUUUUGACCCUCGGCACCAUGAGCGGACCCCUUCUCAUCGUCCUGCACUUGAUUCCCCAGGGUGUUAUGGCUGGACUGUUCUUCAUAAUGGGUGUCCAAGCGCUCCAAGGAAACGGGAUUACCCAAAAACUCAUCUUCCUGGCCCAAGACAAAGACUUCACCUCGGGCUCUAACCCCUUGAAGAGGCUCGAGCGACGUACCGCUAUCUGGGCCUUUGUCAUUUUGGAACUGAUUGGAUUCGGUGGUACAUUUGCCAUAACUCAGACGAUCGCUGCCAUCGGGUUCCCCGUAAUUAUUCUGCUCCUCAUUCCUGUGCGCGCAUUUCUUCUACCGCGAUGGUUUACUCGGGAGGAGCUUUCGACGUUAGAUGGCCCUACGGCGAGUCCUUUCACCAUGGAGAGUGUCGGGGGUACUCAUGGAGUAGACGACGCUGCGCCUGUGAUCUCAGUCCCUGAAAGGGACGGCCAUAGCCAAGAGCGCAAGGCAGGAGGCGAUAACGCAGUCAUGAUGCGUCGUGAUGUAAGUUCAUCUUCUGAAUCACCGAUUGAUGACGACCUGGAGCGCGGCGAUGCCUAUGAGCUACAGCCUAGAUCGUCUGUUCGCAGGCGCAGCACAAUAAGCAGAGCUGAAUGAGCUCCUUGGUUUCAUCAACAUUCCAUGGCACAACUUAGGGUCUUGCUUUGCGCCGUCUCGGUCUCCUUUGGAUAUAAAAGUUUUUCUCUGAUAUACUUGGUUCUCUUAUAUAAUUCUCGGUGUCUCCUUGUUGGUUUUAGCUGAUAAUGACACUUUCGAAUCGG